CCUUUGACCUUUCUUUCAUUUUGUUAUUCUAAUUAACUACCACCAGCUGCAGUGUAUCCACAGUCUCCAAGCCCAAGCUCUUAACUGAGGGAAUAAUGAGCUCUGUGCUUCUAAGGAGAAGCUGGCAGCCUCGCCUGCUGCCCCUGAUGGCCUCCAGGCAGCUGACUUCCUCCACUGGUGAUGCUGAUCUGGUGGUCAUAGGUAGUGGUCCUGGAGGUUAUGUGGCUGCCAUCAAAGCUGCUCAACUAGGCCUUAAGACCGUGUGUGUUGAGAAGGACCCCACACUGGGAGGCACUUGCCUUAAUGUAGGCUGCAUUCCAUCGAAGUCGCUACUCAACAACUCCCAUUACUAUCACAUGGCUCAGACAGACUUUGCUAAUCGUGGUAUUGACGUGAGUGGUGUUAGCCUCAACCUUGACAACAUGAUGAAGGCCAAGGCAGACUCUGUCAAGCAACUCACCACUGGGAUUGAUGGGCUCUUCAAGAAGAAUAAGGUUACUCGUGUGGAAGGUCACGGCACUAUUACAUCACCCAAUCAAGUAACUGUAACCAAUGGCAAUGGAGAGAAACAAGUCCUGGCAACCAAGAACAUUCUCAUAGCAACGGGGUCAGAGGUCACUCCAUUCCCCGGCAUUGAGAUUGAUGAAGAGACCAUAAUCUCCUCUACUGGUGCGCUCUCUCUGAGUGCCGUUCCUCCGAGGUUGAUCCUCAUAGGUGCAGGGGUCAUAGGUCUCGAGUUAGGGUCCGUUUGGAGCCGACUGGGAUCAAAGGUCACUGCUAUAGAGUUCCUACCAACUGUGGGUGGCAUUGGUAUCGAUUUGGACGUCUCGAAAACUCUUCAGCGUAUUCUCAAGAAGCAAGGAGUCAACUUCAAGAUGGGUACAAAGGUCAUCAGUGCUGCUCGUACGGCUGGCGGGGCUGUAGAGGUUGCCAUGGAGACUAAGGGGAAAACAGAAACGAUGGAGUGUGAUGUACUGUUAGUGUCCAUUGGCCGACGCCCCUUCACCACUAACCUGGGACUAGAGAAUGUUGGUGUUGCCACUGAUGAUAAAGGUCGAGUCCCUGUGGAUGAGAGCUUCAGAACAUCAGUACCAAGUAUUCUAGCUAUUGGUGACUGUAUCCAAGGUCCCAUGUUGGCCCACAAGGCAGAGGAUGAAGGCAUCAUUGCAGUGGAGGGGUUGGUGGGAGGAGUGGGCCACCUUGACUACAACUGUGUCCCCUCUGUCAUCUAUACACACCCUGAGGUUGGCUGGGUUGGCAAGUCAGAGGAGGAUCUAAAGAAGGAAAAGGUUGACUACAGAGUGGGGAAAUUCCCCUUUGCAGCUAACAGCAGAGCUAAAACAAAUGCUGACACUGAUGGGUUUGUCAAGGUACUGAGUGAUGCUAAAACUGACAGAGUGUUAGGAGUACACAUUAUUGGAUCAAUAGCUGGAGAGCUGAUCAAUGAAGCAGUGCUGGCUAUGGAAUAUGGUGCAUCAGCAGAGGACAUUGCCAGGGUCUGCCAUGCACAUCCAACUUGUGCUGAAGCUCUGAGAGAAGCUAGUCUAAUGGCUUAUUGUGGAAAUGCUGUCAACUUUUAGACUGCCUAUAGUAACAACUAAUACAGUCUCUAUGUUUCUUAGUAGACAUUUAUAUGCAUUGUGUGUGUGUGUGUGUGUGACUAAAUUAGAGUACAAUGUUUAUGACGUAACGGUGAA
Messenger RNA from Halichondria panicea, 1697 nucleotides. Its product is annotated as dihydrolipoyl dehydrogenase, mitochondrial-like. Bases 96 to 1580 code for a protein of 494 amino acids. Lineage: Eukaryota; Metazoa; Porifera; Demospongiae; Suberitida; Halichondriidae. Gene Ontology annotation, cellular component: mitochondrion; oxoglutarate dehydrogenase complex. The record is from RefSeq and is a predicted model, not a curated record. Gene Ontology annotation, molecular function: dihydrolipoyl dehydrogenase (NADH) activity; flavin adenine dinucleotide binding. The transcript has 14 exons.